UAGCAUGACGCCAUUGUGUCAAAGGUCAGCAAUAGCGUGAUCAGGGACUGCUCACAUCACACCAGAUUUAAUUUUGCUCAUUUUGUUCGCCAAAUUUCGUGUUCUUUCCGCUCCAGCGAGUUGAUCCAGGCUGCAAAAUGUCUGAGGCAGAUUUUGAGAAAGCAGCGGAAGAGGUGAAGAACCUGAAGUCUUCUCCUACAGACGAAGAGAAGCUGGAGAUUUACUCACUUUUCAAACAGGCCAAGAUUGGCGAUGUCAACACAGCUCGCCCUGGUAUGUUAGACUUCACAGGGAAGGCCAAGUGGGAUGCCUGGGAGUCAAAGAAAGGCAUGUCUCAAGAGGACGCCCGCGCAAAAUACAUCGCUAAAGUGGAAGAACUGAAGGGGAAAUAUGGAGUUUAACUUUUGAGCAGCUACAAUUUAGCUUCUAGAGACAGCUAUAACAGCGAUGCUCAUUCCAUAGUAAUAAAAAAACUAGUGAAAAACUUGAUAAAACCUUCUUGAUGAAAUGCAGUGAUGUAAUGGUAGAAUCUAGUCUUAACUGUUUCACAUUUUGUGGUGUGUGGUUUUGCAUGAUACACCUGUGCAACAUUCAAAGUGACCAAUCACAGAGUUUGUUCUGUUCCUUUGGACCAAUCAGAUUCAAAGAGAACAGGUCAUGUGACCUUUGCAUCCAUCCAUGUUGGUUUAAAAGUGUCACACUAACUUUUCAUACCUUGAUUAGCCUUGACAAUUAUGAUUUUAGCUUUAUUUGGAGAUUGAUGUAUUGAAUUCAUACAGUAAGUAACAAUUAUUGUUGAGAAAAUUGUUUAACAAAAAGUAUAACAGUUGUAUUCUAUGCUUAAGGCACUUGAUUAAUAUUGAUGUUAUUAUUGAUGUUAUUACAAAGAGAGUAAGAUUGAAAACAUCGACAUCCGAUGGAUGAACAUCAGGAUUGAAAACAAUGCACAUAUAAUAAGACUAUUACACACUUAGCUUGCAGUCAUUUGUUCUCUACAGUUUGGUAACUUUAGUAGUAGAACCAACAGUUUACGUUUCUUAUAACUACAUUGUGGAAAUUGUGCAACAGCAAAGACAGAAUAAAGAAUUGUCAAAACAAAAGACAGCUGCAAAAGAUUAGACAAAUGAUAGUUUAAAACUGUAAGGGAUUCUCGGCAAUUUUGAAUGCUCUAUUACAUUGCUAACUACUCAACAAGUUAAUGUCAAAUGGUAUAUGGUAAAGAUUGUCGUUGUAACCUUAGCUCACCACUUGAGAUUAUCAAUGUCUAAUGUUCUGUCUUCCAAUACAUUAAAGCAGCAUCAAAAGUACAA
Molecule: messenger RNA, 1310 nt
Organism: Branchiostoma floridae (Florida lancelet)
Lineage: Eukaryota; Metazoa; Chordata; Leptocardii; Amphioxiformes; Branchiostomatidae
Product: acyl-CoA-binding protein-like
Exons: 4
Coding region: 138-401 (87 amino acids)
Biological process (GO): fatty acid metabolic process
Molecular function (GO): fatty-acyl-CoA binding
Source: RefSeq, a predicted model, not a curated record